Messenger RNA from Microbotryum saponariae, 1911 nucleotides. NCBI's taxonomy places the organism in Eukaryota, Fungi, Basidiomycota, Microbotryomycetes, Microbotryales, Microbotryaceae. The record is from the annotation of a GenBank genome assembly.
AUGUCUUCCCCACCGAUCAAAGUCGCCGUGCUUGGCUUUGGCAUGUCUGCCCAAGGUCAGUCCCACCGCCGGUCUCGCGAUCGAUCAAGUUCUCGGUCAACUUCGGCAUCCCAUCAUCGAUUAGGCGCCAGACGGGCUGAGGUGGCAGACGAAGCCACGACUCGCCUGCCACUGCUCCAACUAACCCGUCGCACAUCCAACCCCACACAGUCUUCCAUAUCCCCUUCAUCCAAUCCCUCUCGCAGCACUCCCACCUCACCACCAUCCUCGAACGCUCCGCCACAGCCGACAGCUCCAAAGCCCGUGAUGCGUUCCCCGAGGUCAAGGUCGUCACCCACUUGCAACACGUGCUGGACGAUGACGAGCUCGAACUGGUCUUUGUUUCGACAAUUAACGAUACCCAUUAUGAGUAUACAAAGGUGAGCACGGCCAGAAUCUGAUCUUGAUCCACCCCACCAAAGGGCCCACACCGUCGCCGGAGUCCGCAGGAGCGCGGGAGCGCGACAGAGUGCUCACGACCCCUUUUUCACAGGCCAUCUUGAACGCCGGCAAACACGUCGUGUGCGAGAAAGCGCUAACCCCCACCUCGGCCGAGGCAUACGAGUUGGCCGAAUUGGCAAGCAAGAAGAACCUUGUCCUGGCUGUGUACCAGGUAGGUCACUGCAAGAACUCAAGGAGUACCAUGAUCUUGAGAAAUCAGCUGAUAGCUCGUCGUGAUGCUACCCGCCCCAGAACCGCCGAUGGGAUUCCGAUUUCUUGACCUUGAAGCAAGUGCUCGCCGAGAAUCGCCUCGGUGAAUUAAGCGAGUUUACGUCCCAUUUUGAUCGCUACAAGAACGAGGCCGCGACGACAAAGUUGUGGAAGGAGAAGGUGGGUCGCAAAUACCCUUCCCGUGUCCACCUUCGAGAGUGCAAACCGCUGAGUUCACUUUUUUGGAUUCGGCAGGACUUGCCUGGAAGUGGAGCGGCAUACGAUCUCGGAUCCCAUCUGGUGAGUCUCUGACUACAACGACCCAGGUGUAGUAUCUAACUUCUUGGACCAUGCCUAAACGAAUCCCAUGUCUUCCAGGUCGACCAAAUCCUCGCCCUCUUCGGCAAGCCCCAAGCCGUGACGGGUUUCGUGCGCAACUCUCGCUCGAUCGGUAAUCCCGACGUACCCGACUCGUUCCUCAUUCAUCGUAUGUCAUCUCCUCUGCUAAGUCCGUGCCACAAAUCUUUUCUCAAAGCGGUUCAUUUUCUCCUCACAUACAGUGCAUUACCCCUCAACCUCGGAAGCAGGUCGUCGGCUGCCCCUGAUCGCGACCGCACGAGGAAGUGUCCUCUCCCUCGUCUCACCUCAAAUGAGGUUCACAGUAAAAGGUACCGUACCCCACCCGAAGGCUUUCCACCCCAUCGAAUCCUUCCAACUAAAAACCCCCAUCAACACUUCCCCUCCCACAAGGCACCAAAGGAGCUUUCAUCGAACACGGCUUGGACGUGCAAGAGGACCAACUCAAGAAAGGGGCCAAGAGCGCGGUUGACCAAGCUGAUUUUGGAGUUGAACCCAAGGAGUUGCAAGGGACGUUAUACGAGGUUGAGGGGGGCCAUAAGUGAGUUUAAAUCAUAGACUUUGGUUUAGUUCCGCGGGGGGGGGAUUUAUACUGACGCUUCUGGAGUUCGUGUGAAAAGGAUCGAAACCGAGACGGGGAACUACAAGGCUUGGUUCGAGAAUGUCGCCGAGGUGAGUAUUAUUUUCCCUAUCUUUGCCCCAUGUCAUGAACUAACGAAAGACUCCGAUACUCCUUCAACUCAGGCCAUCCGAUCAAAAGACCGAAGCAAGCUCAUCGUCACGCCCGAAGCAGCGGCGUUGACGAUCGAGAUCAUUGAAAAAGCCACUCAGAGCUCAAAGGAGGGUCGUACGAUACAAUUGUAG